Venustampulla echinocandica is the source of this 1140-nucleotide messenger RNA. RefSeq lists its product as uncharacterized. The record is from RefSeq and is a predicted model, not a curated record. NCBI's taxonomy places the organism in Eukaryota, Fungi, Ascomycota, Leotiomycetes, Helotiales, Pleuroascaceae. The transcript has 4 exons. The coding region runs from base 1 to 1140 and encodes 379 amino acids.
AUGCGGGGUAGUUUAGGCAGCCUCGUUCUCGCUGUGUGGAGUAAUUUUCUAUAUGGGGAAGCUCAGCAGAACCGUUUUCAAACGGUGUUGACAACACAGCCAACCUGUGACCAAUGUGUUCCGAGAGAGUUGAUUGUUGCACCUGCGGUUGGGUUUGAUCUUACCCUCACAUAUGGGACUGUGGCCAUAAGAUACCACAACAAAACGGUAGUGAGCGUUGGCCGAGUCAAUGGUAGUGAUGACUAUAAAGCGAUGAUGAACCGGCUCGCCGAACCAUACAAUCUCAAAUAUCCACCAUUCGACAACAUUCGCGACCGUCUUCAAUGGCAAUAUGACCAAGCCCAGCGACGAUUCCGCCAAUCACGUGGUCUCCCCUCGACUCCCGAUAUCGAAACCCUCUCCCACUUCCUCGGGCAACUCAACCGCCUUGCAGAAGAAAGCACCCCCGAAUCAAUCCCUCCUGCCGUCUUCCCCAGCCUCCCAGAGAUCCCAAAUCUCCCCUUUGGCGACUUCGAUGAAGCGCUGGGCUGGGUCAAUCUCACUCGCCUGCGAAGUUACAAAUCCACCCCAAGCCCGGUUAACCAAUUCAACACAGCAUUUGCGGGGAUGGGCUACGGAAUAUGCACGCACUGGUCCAAUGUGGAACAGUGUGACUCGGAAGAAGUAUCCCAGCCAGUGAGGCAUACCCUUACCAUCUCUUAUACCGCCGAUGAAUUUGUCGUUGAGCGCUCUACCUCCGUUACUGCGUAUUGGAUAUACCGUGAUGCCCGUGAUCGUACGCCCGCCUUGGGGUCUUCACAUCGUCCCUUGCACAAUCCUGACAGCAUCAAAGACUAUUGGGAGCAAGUCGGUGAUCGGAUCAAGCUCGUUGCUCUGGCUGGGGGUGAUCCACGAAGUCUCGACACGCUAGUUCUUAUGGGAGAGAGUGCGCAGAACAAGCAGUUAUUGGAUACUAUAUGGAAAGCCUUGAGUGAACUUGGGAAGGUGGAUCUGUAUUCGGCAUUGCAGACUCCUCAGUUUACUACUGAGUUUGUGGCGGCGAGGGGAGCCGCUGAGAUGGCGAAACGGGCACAAGCUGGCCCAAAUGGGUGUGUUGAGCGGGAGCUGUGUAGGGAACAGAGGGAGCCUGGGGAUGAGUAG